This is a messenger RNA of Drosophila simulans, 534 nucleotides long. RefSeq names its product osteocalcin 2. Bases 53 to 406 code for a protein of 117 amino acids. The transcript has a single exon. The record is from RefSeq and is a predicted model, not a curated record. NCBI's taxonomy places the organism in Eukaryota, Metazoa, Arthropoda, Insecta, Diptera, Drosophilidae.
UAAACGGAGCCUGGACUAGACCAUCCAGUCUUUCGAUUAACUCUGACUCAAUAUGAAGCUCCACUGGCUGCUAUUCGCAGUCGUACUGAUCUGUGCCCUGUACAGCACUUCGGGCACGGGCAGUUCCACGGAAACCAGCACCAGCACCGAGUCCACCACCGUUGCGGGCAGUAGCACUUCGACCACCUCGUCCUCCUCCUCCUCCUCCUCGGACACCACCGAGGCCAGCAGCAGCAGCAGCGAUUCGUCCACCAGUUCCAGCAGCUCGUCCUCCAGCUCCAGCAGCUCCUCCAAGAAGAAGGCUGCCGCCAGGAGGAGGAAAGCCGCUCGCAGGAAGCGUCGUGCCGAACGCAGGAGGCGUCGCGCCGCCCGCAGGCGCGCCCAGCGCAGGCGCAACAGGGGUUAGACUGGAAGCCGAUUGGGAAUCCACUUAUUCCGGCCUAGACAGGACUUUCAACUUUUUUUUUUCCAACACUCUCCGUUGAUCCUCGGAUCGGCAAAUUUAAUAUAUUCCCGGUAAUUGCAUGAAAAAUA